Molecule: messenger RNA, 1113 nt
Organism: Mycena indigotica
Lineage: Eukaryota; Fungi; Basidiomycota; Agaricomycetes; Agaricales; Mycenaceae
Product: Polygalacturonase
Exons: 9
Coding region: 1-1113 (370 amino acids)
Biological process (GO): pectin catabolic process
Cellular component (GO): extracellular region
Molecular function (GO): polygalacturonase activity
Source: RefSeq, a predicted model, not a curated record
AUGCCGUCGCUCGCCUCCCUUCUCCCAUUUGCUGCAGUCCUCGCCUCCGGCCUCGCGUCUGCCGUCCCCAACAACGCGACGCUUGCCUCGAGGACCGAUACAGCGAAACGCGCUACAUGCACGGUCAACAGCGUUUCGAGCGCCUCGAAUCUUUCGUCGUGCUCGACGGUCGUCAUCACGGGUUUCACGGUUCCGUCCGGGCAAACGGUCACCAUCGCUGCGGCUAGCGGUGCCACAGUCACCAUGACCGGGGAUAUAGUCUUCUCAAAGACAACGUCGGCGGGUCCCCUCCUCACCUUCGAUACCCCUAACAUCAAUUUCAAUGGCGGCACCCACAACAUCAAUGGAAACGGCGCACAAUACUGGGAUGGCCAGGGCACGAACGGCGGUUCGACUAAACCGCAUCCAUUUGUCAAAUUCAAGGGCUCCGGCACAUUCUCCUUCGUGACCGUGCUUAACUCCCCCGCACAAGCCAUCUCCGUCGGCACCUCAGGAACCACGGUCAUCUCCCGCGUCACCGUCGACAACUCCGCGGGCAACUCCGGAUCGCUGGGGCACAACACGGACGGGUUCGACAUCUCCGCGUCGGACGUGACGCUCUCGCAGGUGACGGUGAACAACCAGGACGACUGCGUGGCGAUCAACAAGGGCUCGAACCUCGUCAUCGAGGACUCGACGUGCAUCGGCUCGCACGGCAUCUCCAUCGGCUCGAUUGCCGCAGAUCACAGCGUGUCCAACGUCAAAAUCGCGCGCAACACCGUCACCGGCGGGCUCUACGGCCUGCGCAUCAAGGUCGACGCUGACGCGACGAACGCGAGCGUCAGUUCCGUUACCUAUGAAGGAAACACUGUUUCCGGAAUCACCGAAUACGGCGUGCUGAUCUCCCAGAGCUACCCCGACAACGACGGGACCCCGGGCACCAGCGCACCCAUCUCCGGGAUUGCGUUCACGGGAGGAACCACGUCCGUCUCCGUCGGCUCGUCGGCCUACACGCUCGUCGUCGACUGCGGCGCCUGCUCCGGCACGUGGAACUUCUCGGACCUGAAGGCGUCUGGCGGCAAAGGCCAUAUCCUCGCGCUGAACAAGGCCACGAUCUCCGGCGGAACGUAUUGA